AUGUCAACUGAAUGCUCCCGUUCGAAUGCCGACUACACCGUGGGAUGGAUAUGCGCCAUAAGCAUCGAGUACCUUGCUGCACAGCUCUGUCUCGACGAAGAACACGAGCCGCUGGAAUAUGUGUCCCCUCAUGACGACAAUGGCUACACCUUGGGCCGAGUUGGGAAGCACAAUGUCGUUAUUGCUGUUCUGCCCGACAGCGAAUACGGCACAUCGUCUGCGGCCAGCGUCGCAAGAGAUAUGCUGCAUAGCUUCCCAAAUGUCAGAAUCGGCCUCAUGGUCGGCAUCGGCGGCGGGGCGCCGACCAGCGGUAACGACGUCCGAUUAGGCGACAUCGUGAUCAGCACUCCUCGCGAUGGCGAGGGCGGGGUGUUGCAGUACGACUUCGGCAAAACGAUACAGGAUCAGGCGUUCCGACAGACUGCGUUCUUGAACCGGCCACCAACAGUCUUACUGGCGGCGGUGAACGGGCUAAAGACCCAGUACCAGAGGAAACGGCGUCAGCUAGAGGAAGCCAUUAACCACAUAAUUCUUGAGCAGGAAGAGGACCUGCGGGAGGAACUUAGCCGGCCAUGCGCGAGCAGCGAUAGACUGUAUCGCAGCGAUUUUGUUCAUCCUCCAGAUAAGAAAAACGGCUGUGCGGAGGUUUGCGGCGUCGACUCACCGAACUUGAUCACUCGACUCGAGCGAACAAGACAUCAGAGUCCUGCGGUCCACUACGGUCUGAUUGCUUCUGCGAACCAGCUUAUGAAGGACGCCUUGGUUCGUGAUAAACUCGCAGCAGAACAGGGCGUCUUAUGUUUUGAAAUGGAGGCAGCGGGGCUAAUGAACCACUUCCCCUGCCUCGUGGUUCGCGGAAUAUGUGACUACUCGGAUUCCCACAAAAACAAGGAGUGGCAGAGCUAUGCAGCAGUGGCUGCUGCGGUAUAUGCCAAAGAACUUCUUUGUCGGAUAGCCCCAAAUAAGGUGGAAGCUGAAAAAAAGAUAGGAGAUGUUCUUUCUACAGUUGAGCAAGGCGUGAACAAAAUGCGCAGUGAUGUUCAAGACACGAAGAAUGUUGUCAAAGGCUUGGAACUUGAACAGAAGCGCGAAAAGACGGAACGUUGGCUGUCGCCGCCAGAUCCGUCAACGAAUUACAAUAACGCCAUGCGGCAACGCCAGGAAGGUUCUGGCCUAUGGUUCUUGCAAACUGAUGCCUUCGUGGAAUGGAAGCAAAGGCGAAAUUCUUUUUUGUGGCUUCAUGGCAUCCCUGGAUGCGGAAAAACGAUUCUUAGCUCGACUAUUAUUCAAGCUCUCGAGCGGGCCAAUCCGCAGGGUCUCCUCUACUUUUAUUUCGACUUCAAUAAUACGGGCAAGCAGACACUUAACAGCAUGGUGCGGUCCCUUAUCAGCCAACUUUAUCCUAAAGGCGGACGUGUGUGGAAGGAAUUGGAUUCCCUCUACUCCUCUUGCCAAGACGGAAGUCGGCAACCACCCUGCGAAUCGCUUUGCAAGACUUUCUUACGUAUGAUAGAAGGGAUCAAAGAAGUCUGGAUUGUUCUGGAUGCCCUCGACGAAUGCUGUACAAGGCAAGGGCCAUCGACGGAAGGACUGCUCUUGUGGAUAAGGGAUCUCAUCAGCUCGGAGUACAGGAAUGUCCAUCUUCUUGUGACAAGUCGGCCAGAACAGGACAUCACGUCUGUAGUAAGCGGAUUUGCAGAUAAGGUGGAUAUAGUGCCUAUUCAGAGCGGCGCCAUUACCGACGACAUCCGUGCGUACGUCCACACGAGAGUGAGAGAGCGUGAAGGGCUCAAGAGGUGGCGGUCGCAACUGGACGUCCAGGAGGAGAUUGAGUCCCGGCUCGUUGAUCAGGCUGAUGGAAUGUUUCGAUGGGUUGCAUGUCAGCUUGAUGCGCUAGAAAAGUGUUUGGAUUAUCGCACACUCCAAAUUGCUCUCAAUUCGCUCCCGAAGACUCUGGACGACACCUACAGCAGGAUCUUGCAUGGUAUUCCAUCAGAAUAUAAGCAAAACGCCGUAAGGAUUCUUCAAUUCCUGACCUACUCUGAGCGGCCACUACGUAUUGAGGAAGUGGUCGAUGCAAUAGCAGUGGAUACCGAAGGGGAACAGUACUUUAAUCCAAAACAUAGGAUGCCCGAUCCUCGGGAAGUCGCGUGUUACUGCUCAAGUUUGGUAGUGGUGGCUUCCAAACAAGGCCAUUCUGGCGAUGACGAUGAUAAGCCUAUGGAGCUCCAGUUGGCCCAUUUCUCCGUCAAGGAAUAUUUGACGUCUGGCCGGCAUGACAAAGACAUUGGCCAAAUCUUUCGGGACGAGGUUGCUGAAGCGUCAAUUGCAACUGUGUGUAUUGCAUAUUUGUUGCAUUUAGACCAGGAUAUUCCGAUACGUCAGAUCAGGGAGGCUUUUCCUUUGGCAGAGUAUUCGGCAAGGUACUGGAUGAGCCAUGCUGCAGUGGCUGAAGGCAAGGACACAAAACUGCAACAUUAUAUCGAGAAAUUCUUCUGCCACCACAAAAGUUCAUAUAAGAACUGCUACAGCCUCUAUCGUCCAGAUACCCUUUUCCUGUUACCGGGAGACUACUCAAGAAUGGAACCAGCUCCUGCGUUGUAUUACGCAUCAUUUGGAGGGUUGGCAAACGCGGUACAAUACCUGCUUAGUCGAGGCGCCAAUGUCAACGCGCAAGGUGGAAGUUACGGCACCGCGCUUCAUGCCGCUUCACACAGAGGACACGAGACCGUCGUCAAGCUGCUGCUUGACAGGGGCGCUGACGUGGAGGCGAAGGACUAUGAGUACGGUUGGACGCCGCUCUCGCGGGCCGCCGAGAAGGGGCACGAGGUCGUCGUCAAGCUGCUGCUUGACAGGGGCGCCGACGUGGAGGCAAAGGACUAUGCAUAUGGUCAGACGCCGCUCUCGCGGGCCGCCGAAAAGGGGCACGAGGCCGUCGUCAAGCUGCUACUUGACAGGGGUGCCGACGUGGAGGCAAAGGACUAUGAUUAUGGUCAGACGCCGCUCUCGUGGGCCGCCAAGAACGGACACGAGGUCGUCGUCAAGCUGCUGCUCGAUAAGGGCGCCGACGUGGAGGCGAAGGACUGUGAGUACGGUUGGCCGCCGCUCUCGUUGGCCGCCUCGAACGGACACGAGGCCAUCGUCAAGGUGCUGCUCGACAGGGGAGCCGACAUCGAGGCUGACAACGACUACUACGGCCGGACGCCGCUCUCGCUGGCCGCCAAGAACCGGCACGAGGCCGUCGUCGAGCUGCUGCUUGACAGGGGCGCCGACGUCGAGGCGAAGGAUGAGUACGGUCGGACGCCGCUCUCGUUGGCCGCCAAGAACGGGCACGAGGCCGCCGUCGAGCUACUGCUCGACAGGGGCGCCGACGUCGACGCGAAGGAUGAGUACGGUCGGACGCCGCUCUUGUUGGCCGCCAAGAACGGGCACGAGGCCGCCGUCGAGCUGCUGAUCGCCAGCUUUGGCGUUGACCCCUACGUUACAGAUGGCGCUGGCACAACGCUACUAUCGUGGGCCAUGCAGACCGGUGUGGCACCACUCUUUUGGGCCGCUGAGAAGGGGCAAGAGGCCAUUGUCAAGCUGCUGCUCGAGGACGCCGAUGUCGAGGCGAAGGAUAAGCACGGUCAGACGCCGCUCUCGUUGGCCGCCGAGAACGGACACGAGGCCAUAGUCAAGCUGCUGCAAUCGAAAUCUCGAUAA
Molecule: messenger RNA, 3702 nt
Organism: Pochonia chlamydosporia 170
Lineage: Eukaryota; Fungi; Ascomycota; Sordariomycetes; Hypocreales; Clavicipitaceae
Product: nacht and ankyrin domain protein
Exons: 3
Coding region: 1-3702 (1233 amino acids)
Biological process (GO): nucleoside metabolic process
Molecular function (GO): catalytic activity; protein binding
Source: RefSeq, a predicted model, not a curated record